CAUCAUGACUACCAGCAAGCUCCUAACAGCCUUGAGGUUCCUUCCUCCAUCAUUGACCUGCAAAUACAGGAACAGUGUGAGAAUGUGGAGCUGGAGGAAGAAACGUCUACUGAUGGUAAAUCUCUUCAUCUUUUGUGUUUACUGAACUUAAUCAUUAAAGAAGAUCAUCAUAGCUUUAAACAUUUGCAGAGUUCAAAUGUUCAGAUGUGCAGAUGUUUGUGUAUCUGAACUCUUCAGUUUUGUCUUUGUAAAUACUAUAAAUGUAUUAUUUGUAGCAGUAUUGAAAUGUUUGUUAGUUCAUAUAUAAUUGUUAUAUUUUCCUCUUUAGAUCCAACUUCAGUGGAGACCAUAUCUUCUGUAGAGAGUAAUGGUCCUCAGAACACUCCCAACAGUAGUUUUGAGAUUCCUCUCUUCACUGUUGACGAACAAAUCCAGGAGUUUCCAGAUGAUCUGUCAGAGGAAGAAACUGUGUGUCCUCUGGCAGAAAACCCAAGCCAAGACAUGGUCUUGAUUAUUGGGAGCAUGUGCUGGACCUACAACAUGGGUGAGCUACUGGGAGAAGGAGGAUUUGGUGCCGUAUAUGCUGGUGUCCGUGCCCAUGAUGGUCUUCCGGUAAAUUUACAUAUAUUUUUUGCAUAAUCAACCUAACAAACUAUAUUUAUGUGUUAUGCUUUGUCGUUUGUAACACAAUUAGAGCCCUUGAUAAAUGGUCAACCUGACCAAACAUGCUACAAAUUCAUGACUAGAAUUUCAACAAGGAUUAUUGAAUGGUCUGAUGUAAUCCAGUGCUAACUGUUAUAUUCUGUUUUGUUGAUCAGGUGGCAAUCAAGUUUGCCAGAAAAAUGGAGGGCAUGGAAUAUCUCUACGUUCCUGGCCUUCCAGAACUUGUACCACUUGAAAUCGGCCUCACACUUAUGGCAAACAAGGGUCCCAGCUCACCCAACAUAAUCGAUCUGCUGGAUUGGCAGGACUUUCCAGACCAUUAUAUAAUGGUCCUGCAGCGCCCUUCACCAUGCCUGAGUGUGUUCAAGCUUUUGGAGAGCUGUGGCAACAUCUUUGAAGAAAGGUUUGCUCGAUAUGUGAUGCGCCAGGUUAUCGAGGCAGCUGAGACCUGCUGCCGGCGCGGAGUAUUCCACAGAGAUAUAAAAUUGGAGAACUUGAUAGUCAACACACACACCAUGGAUGUCACCCUGAUUGACUUCGGCUGUGGGAACCUGUUCCAUGAAACAGAGUACCACACUUUUAGUGGUAUGUACAGUAUUAAAACUUUAGUGUCAUGACACACAAGCUGCUGAAUACAGUAAAAACAAACUGUUGUAACUCAGACAUGCAAAUCUCUUUCCUCCAGGCACAGAGAUGUACUGCCCUCCAGAGUUUUUCGAAACGGGCAAAUACUUAGCACGGCCAGCAACCGUGUAUUCGCUUGGAGUGCUGCUAUACACUAUGGUGUGCGGAUAUAUGCCAGACUACACGGAUCGGGAAAAGAUGCAGCACUGGCUCUGGUAUCUGCCAUCUUUGUCUUGUGGUAAGAACUUGAAAAAAUUGUAACAAUCAUACAAAAAAGUGUCUGACAAAGCCACUUGACUCAGCUGUCCAAAAUGCCAUCAGGAGAUGUAAACGAUGUUUAAAGUAAUAGUCAAACAUUAAUCCUGUCUUUCAGAAUGCAGUCAUCUCAUAAAUGCCUGUCUGCAUCCUGAUCCCAGCGAGAGGAUACCACUGGAGCAGAUUCUCCUCCACGACUGGUUUACGGUACCUAUGAUCUACAAAAACUUUUCAAAAUGUCAGUUAUUUUGGGGACAAUAAACCUGAUUUUGUUUUUGUUUUUGCUUUAGAUCUCACCAUCAGACAUGGAGGAUGAGCGCCCGGUCCUGGUCAUGCAGGAAGAGCUUAUUAGCCAGGCAUGCUAACACCAGUGGCCUCACCACCUCUCCAGUCCUUUGCUUCUUGCUAAUGUCCCGUGUCAGAGCUUGAGGCAGCAAUACUUGCGUCUUGCGGUGUUGCUGCCAAAAAUGUAUUGUUGAAUUGAAAUAAAAUUGUGUCAAUUGAACAGUUGUGUUUGUCAUGUUUUGUCCAUUUAUUUGCUGAAUUAGAAUUGGAGUUUGCAUUAAGCCUAGUAAGACCAUGAUUAAUAACUAGUACAGGUGUAGGAGCCAUACAUUGUAUUUUGGCUAUUGGCCACAAGGUGUCAGUAGAAGACUUUAUAACUGUGUCUUCACUGCAUGGAGUAGGACAGUGUUGGUAGGAAGU
This is a messenger RNA of Danio rerio (zebrafish), 2247 nucleotides long. The record is from RefSeq and is a predicted model, not a curated record. NCBI's taxonomy places the organism in Eukaryota, Metazoa, Chordata, Actinopteri, Cypriniformes, Danionidae.